Molecule: messenger RNA, 550 nt
Organism: Coffea eugenioides
Lineage: Eukaryota; Viridiplantae; Streptophyta; Magnoliopsida; Gentianales; Rubiaceae
Product: protection of telomeres protein 1b-like
Exons: 4
Coding region: 109-483 (124 amino acids)
Biological process (GO): regulation of telomere maintenance via telomerase; telomere capping
Cellular component (GO): nuclear telomere cap complex
Molecular function (GO): telomerase inhibitor activity; G-rich strand telomeric DNA binding
Source: RefSeq, a predicted model, not a curated record
UAUAAGGAGAGAAUUGCACGACAAGGUUGCUUGCCUUCCUGUAUUAGUCCCACAUCUAAUUUUUUGACUGAGGUACCAAAUUUUGAGCAAGCUCGUUGUACUACAUUAAUGGAACUUCUCACGUCACCUCUGGUUCGUGGUAUGUUGAAGUGUGUCGUCCGUUUCCUAGCAGUUCUUCCGGCAGAAGUUGAAUGCUUCAGAUCGCCCACUGGCAGCUAUAGGAUGAGAAUUACCCUGGAGGAUCCUACAGCAAGAAUACAUGCACUUCUGCAAAGUGGAGAUGCGGAUGAAUUCUUUGGUGAUGAGCUAGACAUUGAUGCACUUGCUGUCAAGAUGAACAGAUUGCUGGGCAUGUCUGAAUCAGAUAACACAUGGCGGAAUCCUCCAUGGAGUGUAUGUUGUAUUGGAUUUCAUUCCUCGAAUGAAAAUGAUCUUUGGGGAAGUAGGCACUUUCAUAUAUGUAACACUAGACUUGUUACGUGAUACUAUAACUGCAUUUAAGGAUAGCCAGUCAUUAGGGUUUUGAAUCAUACUCUAGAGUCUAGACUAA